GUCAAUAGCUAAUUUUCAAUGCGCACUUUAGGGGGCGAGCCACAAGCAACCACUGAAAUAUUCAGUCCACCAGUAAGGUUUGGACUGGGGAAUUUUAAUCACAUACAAUUAUUUCUCUAUUCUUCGAUAAGGUUCACCGAUGUCUUCGCCUUGUCUUCGUUUUGUCUUACUUUUGGUUGAGACCAUCUUACUCACGCCCGCCCACGGGCAACUGAAUAGCGCUGAGUGCCUUGUUCAGGGCUCGUGCAAGGGUUGUAUUGCAAAGCCACAGUGCGCGUGGUGCUACCAAGAGGACUUCACAGAGCUCGGUAACGCCGUGUACAGAUGUGACACAAAGGACGACCUUGUUAACAAGGGAUGUAAAAACAUUUCAAACCCCAGCACAGAACUCACUAAUAUCAAGGACGUUGCCGUUGGGGCUCAGUACCAAGUCUCCCCUCAACAAGUCAAGGUCAAGCUUAGACCAGGGGCACCGGCAAGGCUACGACUGACGGUCCGCCCAGCAGAGAACUACCCCGUGGACUUGUACUACUUGAUGGAUAUGUCGUGGUCAAUGAGAGACGAUCUCAGCAAACUUAAAGGACUAGCUGGGAAGAUAGCUGAAAGCAUGGCGAAUAUUACAACAAAAUUCCGUCUUGGCUUUGGGUCCUUUGUGGAUAAGACGGUGAUGCCGUACGUCCAGCCAGACUUUGUAGACGAGCCCUGCCGGAGAGAGCUCCCUGGCGCGUGUGUCGCCACCUACGGAUUCAAGCACAUCCUCAGCCUGGUCAACAAUAGCAAUCUAUUUGAGGAUGAAGUAAACAAGCAAGUCAUUUCUGGAAAUAUUGACGACCCAGAAGGAGGAUUUGAUGCGCUAAUGCAAGUAGCUGUCUGUGAGGAGAAAAUUGGGUGGCUCAAGAGAGGAACGUCAAGGAGACUCGUGGUGUUCGUAAGCGACGAUUCUUUUCACUUCGCCGGGGACGGAAAGUUGGGCGGAAUCGUGACCCCAAAUGAUGAACAAUGCCACCUCAACGGCUUGAUGACAUACGACAAGUCUAACGAAAUGGACUAUCCUACGCUUGCUCAGCUUCAUCAUCAGCUACAAAUGCAUCAAAUCCAACCGAUUUUCGCUGUGACCCGUAACGUCAGUAACAUCUACAAGGUGUUAAGUACCAUGUGGGGUGAUAUCGGCGCUGUGACAGGCGAGCUUGCCUUGGACUCAAGAAAUGUCGUCGAUCUUAUUCAGGAGAGUUAUGAUAAAAUCGCGUCUACCGUGAAGCUGUCGCACUCUGCCCCGUCAGAAGUAAAGAUCACAUACACAGCUAGAUGCGGAAAUCAAAUUCUAAAUCAAAAGGAGUGCACAAAUGUUGGAAUAGGAGAAAAGGUUUAUUUUGACCUAGAAGUUGGAAUAGAACGGUGCAAUAAGGAUUUGAGCGAAAAGAAAAUGAACAGUUUCCCUGUCCGAGUCCCAGGCUUUGGGACCCUUACAGUGCAGGCUGAGUACGUCUGCCAGUGCGAGUGCGAGGGGCCUGGAUAUAAGGAAGAGAACAGCAGUAGAUGUACUUCUGGUAACGGGACUUACGCGUGCGGGCAAUGCGCUUGCCAUCAUGGAAGAUAUGGCGAGCGAUGUGAAUGUGACAGCCCGUUCGAUAAGGCCAAGGAUGUCGGCAAAUGCAAGAUGACAAAUUCUAGUGAUGAACAGCCGUGCAGUGGCCAAGGCCAGUGCGUGUGUGGAAGAUGCGUCUGUAACCAGGGACAUUAUGGCGAGAAGUGUAAAUGCAGUGACGCCACAUGCCAGAAAUACGAGAAACAAUUAUGUGGAGGUCCCGAAAGAGGUGCAUGUGUGUGCGGCGAAUGCAAAUGCGAGUCCGAGUUCCUUGGGUCGAACUGUGGAGAGCUUAACUGCGCGGGAAUCCAACACAGAUGCCACAGCCCAGGCAGCCCGAGGGGUGUGUUGUGCAGCGGUAGUGACCAUGGCACGUGCACCUGCGGCCAGUGCACGUGCACUCGCAAGUACUCUGGGAAGUAUUGCGAAGAAUGUCCGAGUUGUGAAGGAGGUAUUUGCAGACGCAGUGAAGAUUGUCUCAAGUGCGUCACCGCUGACCUGAACUCCUUGGAAGAUUGCAAAAAACUCAAUCGCUGUGAGCCUGUGGUAAAAACAGUCAGCGUGCAAGAUGAGAUAAUUGUGACUCAAGGCUUUUCAGCGAAUUUUAAAUGCGAAGCGGGGGAAGGAGACUGCUCGGUCUAUUACACAUACUCGUUUGACGGUCUUGGCAAGAGAUAUGACAUCAUACGGCAGAGAGGCCUUGUCUGUCCCAGGCCUCCGCCUCCACCGCCCAUCCUGCAGAUCGUCCUGGGUGUGAUCGCCGGGAUACUACUCUCUGGCGUCAUCGCUCUUCUCGCCUGGAAGGCCUACGUUACAAGGAUGGAUAAGAAGGAAGUUGAAGCUUUCAUGCUCGAGCGAACAAGAGCACGCUGGCAGAAGGAAAAAAGUCCACUGUACAAGGCACCGACUACAACCUUCACCAACCCGGCCUACGCGAGUGCCGAAUGAUUAUCAGUUGAAAAUGAUAAAAUGUUCUCAUCAACUGUCAGACUUCUGCAGAUUAGAUUUGUUUAAUACCGUAAACAAAUAAUUGUAAAAACAACAACAACAACUGCACGUCUUUAAAACCGUAUGUUAUAACAAAAUUCCCUUACUUGGCGGCCAAAAUUGAGUCAUGUUUUAUUAAUGAAUCUUCAAAUACUAUGCUUUUUCCAUGAUACCUGUGACUCUGCACCCCCCCCCCCCCCCCCACCCCCCUCUGCCAAUCCUGGGUACGCGCCUGAAGUAGUUGGGUGUAACCAUGGCUACAGUCGGAGCAACUAGACAUGGCUUACUAGAUUCGUCUUCAGUGUAAUUUAUUUACUAAACAGAGGGAUGCAAAAGUUAUACCGUAGAGCCAUUGACAGAUUUGCGGUUAUUGCUAAACAAAUCCUACUAAGUGCUGCCCACACGCUUUCAGAGCCCCGCUCGUUGCCAAAGCUGCCCAAAUCGCAAUAACCUGAGGAAAUAACAAA
This is a messenger RNA of Nematostella vectensis (starlet sea anemone), 3039 nucleotides long. RefSeq names its product integrin beta-6. Gene Ontology annotation, molecular function: integrin binding. The coding region runs from base 140 to 2533 and encodes 797 amino acids. Gene Ontology annotation, cellular component: cell surface; focal adhesion; integrin complex. Gene Ontology annotation, biological process: cell migration; cell-matrix adhesion; integrin-mediated signaling pathway. The transcript is spliced from 28 exons. NCBI's taxonomy places the organism in Eukaryota, Metazoa, Cnidaria, Anthozoa, Actiniaria, Edwardsiidae. The record is from RefSeq and is a predicted model, not a curated record.